AAUCAAUCAACAAAGUUGCAGCGCUUUGCCACAGUCACCCUCAAUCCGUGCACGGGUACUCGUGUGGAUACCGGUAGCCCAUCAUCACCUUCAAACCAUUCAUUUGAUAUUGGCCCUCCCCUCGAGCUCUGUCCCCAUCCUCAUCUUAGCUCUCUCUUAUCCGUAGUAACUCCCCAAGUACCAUAUUGGUAAAGAAAUUUAGUAACAACCAUCCACCAUGUCGCUGCUCUUGAUCCUCCUUGUUAGUCUACCAGUAUCAGCGUUUGCCACCGAAGUUGUGACUAUGUACCACAUCCAUCCCUAUACAGCCUCCGCCGACCCCAGCGACACGAACCUGGGCAAUCUGGACGGUGAUUUGUUCUUUGAUAUUGGUGAGUUAUUAAUGCUGCUGCCUUGUAGUACCCAAGAAGACGCCAAAGGAUUGCCAGCCUUUGUUGCUUGCAGCAACAAAGAAUUCUGGGGAGACACCAGUGUGAUAUCUAAACUGGUAGUGGAAGUAACAACAGCUGACUACGCCCCAUAUGUUGCCUGCAAUAUUUGCAGUAUGGAGGGGACUUCUCCACUCAACCCGGAUCACUCUUGCCAACCGGGAGACUAUGUUUGCGAUUGCGAUGGUGGUGGGGAGUGCAGCGAUCCUCGAGUGGGACGAAUCAGCCCAGGAGGGGGUAUUCACUACUUUGAGACCCUUUGCCUGGAUCCAGACUAUCGUAAGCGACCUCAUCAAUUCUUUUGUGCCUUUACGGUGGCGGCAAAGCGAUUGAAGGGUUACUGGUAUAGUACUUUGGGAAUUGGCAAGGACAAGACGUGGAGAGUGUUGGAGACGAUAAAGACAAUAUCCAAACAAUGCCACCAGCAGUCUUUUCUAUCUGACAUUGAAGCUCGGGGCGAUUGCUUCGAGGGGUGUCCCCAAGCAGACCCUUGUUACGUGGAGUGCUUUAUCCAGACUACACUGGGAUCCGAGGCACUGGAUUCUCCCACUUCACAGGGAGGAAUGUCCAAGGAGGAACUCGUGGAAGCCUGGGCAAGACCCUUUCGAGAAUGCCCGGAUAUUCGGCGUGGGUAUGCCAUGGAAUUGGCCAAAGCAAUGUCCCACAUGCUGCAGCUGUUUUAGAUUGCAAGAGGUUAGUGCCAACAAUGAUGGAAAAUUGAAGGUAUGCAUACCAGAAGAAGACGCAAUCGGUCUCGAAGGCAGCCAUAGAAUCAAUUUAAUUAAAGCAUGGCAGACGAAGAACUUUCGAAUGGGUCAUUCUCUUUCUCUUCGGGCCACUGGCUGGACCUUGCUCUCCCAGUGGCGGCAUCCAAAGGGCUCCAUCAUUCGCUACUAGAGUUGUCACGUAUUUCUAGCCAGAUAGUGGCCUUGUCGGUCCUUUCGGUGUGACCAAUUGCGCGACAGUUUCAAGCAGCACUGUAAUAAGAUUACCAGUAAAUUACGCAAUCACUG
Seminavis robusta is the source of this 1441-nucleotide messenger RNA. NCBI's taxonomy places the organism in Eukaryota, Bacillariophyta, Bacillariophyceae, Naviculales, Naviculaceae. The record is from the annotation of a GenBank genome assembly.